Molecule: messenger RNA, 843 nt
Organism: Schistosoma spindalis
Lineage: Eukaryota; Metazoa; Platyhelminthes; Trematoda; Strigeidida; Schistosomatidae
Source: the annotation of a GenBank genome assembly
AUGGAAGAUGAACAGAACAAUAGCAUAUCGUUUUUAAAUGUCCAACUAACUAGACGAGCAGAUGGAACAUUAAAAAGAGGGUUACACAGGAAGUCGGCAACAGGACAAUACACCCAUUUCUACAGUGCAGUUCCAACCAGAUACAAAAGGAACUUGAUAAAGAUCUUGACCCACCGUGCCAGAAAGAUUUGCUCGGAAGACACCAUUGAAGAAGAAUCGGCUAAAAUUCGGAACAUACUUAGUACGAAUGGGUACCCUUUGAAAUUCAUUGACGAACACAUGAUGGUGAUGAAACCAAAAGCGAAGAUACCCACGGUCCCUAAUAAAGUACUAUUCAUAAAAUUACAAUCCAUAAACGAUACUACUGAAGAGAUCGUGACUAAGAAACUACGAAGAGCUGUACAAAAAACAUUUAAUGCAGCCAAACUGAAUACUAUCUUCUACAACUACCUCAAAAUAAGAACUCCCAGUAAAGACAAACUUCCUGAAUUCGCCAAAUCUAUGUGUAUCUAUCGGCUCAACUGCUCCUGUGGAGCCAGUUACAUAGGGUGUACAAUUCGGCAAGUUCGUCACCGUAUUACAGAUCAUCCGUCGUGGUUAAAUAAAGGACAAGUAAAAGUGAUUAAAAGUUCUAUUCUCGCUCAUUUGGUUGACACAGGUCACCAAGUUGAAUUGAAUAAAGCUUUUAAGGUUAUCUACCAUAUCCCAUCAAAUUUACCAUAUGGUUUACGAGUGCGUCCUUUGCACAUUUCGGAAGCCAUCGCAAUCCAUGUUCACAAACCUGACCUUUGCAUUCAAAAGAAAUUUGUUCAACCACUUUCGCUACCUUGGCCAUCGGUAUAA